CUCGUCUCAGUACCUUCACCGCCGUCGCAGCAGAUGCACGUGUCAACGUCGUUCCAAUUUCAAACACGAUCGAAAACUAUUACGUUACCUCUCGCAUUUAAUUAAUCUAAUUCUUAAUUACAAGUAUAUGUGCACUUUUUAAAGCGAUGUGUAAAAGUGAACGUGUGUAUUCGUUGUUUGUGUGCGUUCCGAUGUGUGUCAUUGAAUGAAUCGCGCUAACGAGUUGCAAUACAGCGAAAAUGUGACUGUUUGUUAUUGCAAGUGUGUACCAUCGAUCGUUUGAUCGAAAAAUGGCCAUUAAUGACAUUCCGUAAUGUACUGAUGUUCAAUAAGAUGCGCGAGUUCUUAAGGAUCACUUUGGUGUGUGUUUGUGCUGUUCUAUUGGUGGGCGAUGGCUGGUGUGCGGAGGACGUUGUCUCCUCGGAAGUGACGGUGGAGUCGGAACCGAUUAGCACGAGGUCUGAUGAUGCUGACCAACGAAGGGAUAGACAGAGCACUCUUCUACCAGGGAGUGCGAGGAAAGCGACGACGCAAAGCAGUGCAAACACGACGAGAGAUUCACAGCUGUUGUCACUUCUUGCUGCCAGGCGGCGACAGCUGCUCGGAGGGAGGCUGACUACACACAUCAAUACCUUAGCUACACUGGCACAUAAACCCUACAAAGGGAAUACAACAUUUGCGCAGCUGGAAAUUCGCAACUCGAACAGUUCCAUUUUGAAAAGGAUUACAUUCGAUAACUCGAGUAACGAAAUAUCUCCGACUUUAAGAUUAGUUUCUACUGAUGGCGGGAGGGAAAUACGACAAGAUGUGAAACCACACGAAAUUCGGCAUUUAUUUAUUCCAAGGAUAUACCAAGAUAACAAAAACAGAGCUGGAUUUAUAAAUAAUAGAAGGAAAGAUUUGUUUAAUAUCAACAAAACUAUUUUAAUUUCCAUAUCAACUACACAAAGUAGUAUAGUUUAUGUGCCACCGGAUAAAAUAGAAGGUUCAGAAAAGGAUGAUUUAGAUCCAGAUGAAGAAUUCCAGGUAGACGAGUCUAAUCAUGGCUUGUACUUACUUAAUUAUUCAGACACAGAAAACGUGACACAGAGCCCUAACAGUAUAACCGACGGUGAUACAUUAAGCAAAGGUAAAGAACACACUGCACCGAUUUUAGAAUCCUCGACAUUGUCAACAGAAAAAAUCACAAGUACAACGUCAGCAAGCAUUGAGCAACAAAAUAAAAAUAAUAAACCUGAAACAAAUGCAAUUGCAAAUAGUACAGAUACUCAAAAUAAUAGUACCGUCAAAAACGAUAGUGAAAAAGAUAAAGGCAAUCAAACACUAUUUAUGUCUGAUGAAAUUUAUAACCACUUCAGACCGCUAGAAUCAGAAUUAAAUGAUGAGGAAAUGGCACCUUUCAUAUUCUUCGGCCAAAAAUUAGGAGGAGGUGUAAUAAGUGAUAACUUAACGAAUUCCCCAUCUUUGUCAGCGUCAACAAAAUCAGUUAAUUUCAUAGUACCACCUCCCGAAAAAAGAAAAUUCAAUUCCAGAUAUUCUGCAACCGAACGUUAUAAGAACAUAAAUGCAGGAGAAGAUGAAAUCAACGAAGAUAUGGAUGUGUCAGUCGUCAAAAAUGUUAUUGAAAAGAAUAAAAUUAGAAAUACCGUUAAAGGUCCUGCUCCAGCUCGUCCGGUUGGUUUAGUCAAUGCUUAUAGAAAAUACUCCAGUACUACACAAACAACUACUAAACCUAUAAAUACAGAUGAAUUAAAUGUCACUGAACCGAUUUUGGAAAAUGUCACUCCUAGUUCUGUUGAUAAUGGAACAAAUAUUUCUAAUAAUACGGCAAAGGAUGAUACAAAGAACAAUACGAGUCCGAUAAAAGGGACUACAACCGUCCCAACACCGAGAAACUUUACGAGAAAUUAUUUCAAUUUGAGAAGGCGUCCAUCAAAAGUAACAACAAGCACUGAAGCACUGCAAAUAACUAACACGACCACGGAAAAGUCGUCGACAACUGUCUACACAGCUGUGGUCACGUCAGUUUCUAUAACAUCAUCUAUGAAAGGUCAAAAUAAAACUGAUGGUAUAAAAGAAUUCGAAAAUGAAACUAUUAUUCCUAUACCAAACGACAAAAAUAUAACGAUACAAGAACCUGUUUCAUCAAAUGUAACUGAAAAUAUCACAGAAAUAAAUAUCCCUACAACUAGCCCGCCUACAACAAUUAAACCUUUAAGACGUAGAAUUAGGAUAAGAACUACUACAACUGAAAACACGUUGAAUGGUAUUAACUUAGGUGUAUCCUUCAAUCCAAAUCCAUUAUUAUCUGACUUUACUACUAAAACUUUAGAUUAUAAACAAGAAACGACUACUGUAUCAAAUUUACCUGAUUUUACAAGUACGAUAAGAACUAAAAAUGUUUUACGAAGACGAAGACCUACAACCACUACAACUACGACCACAACAACUACAACGUUAGGACCUGUCACAAUAAAUAGUGAACCACUUAUAACUGUAUCACAGCUGCCAACAAUUUUACCACCUAUAACUACAACUUCACACGAUGUAGAAACUACACCCAAGCCAAAUAUUGAAACAACUAAAACAUCCCAUGAAUUGAAGUCUUCAGCACCAGUGCUUAUCUCGAAAAAUGUGGCUAAAAUUACAAGUAAUAGAACAUCGAUAAACGCGACAUUAGAUAAUGAGAACGAAAAUGAGUUACGAAACGAAGAAGUGGUUAUAGAAGCGGAGAAAGUUUACACAGCGUCAUAUGUGCUAGCUGGACUCGGGUUUCUUCCUGUCGCAGCUGUAAUAGCCUUCUUCUUACGAAACUUUUUAAAUAAAAAGAUAAAAGAAAUCGACACGGAGUACGAAGGAUAUUUCGAAGAUGGCGAGAUCAAAAAGGAGUCGCCAAUUACACCAGUUGCCCGUCCACCUCUCCCGCCUCCUAGCAAGCCUGACCAAAAGUGGGAAUUUCCUAGAAACAAACUACGGUUGCAAACAUUGCUUGGCGAGGGAAACUUCGGACAGGUCUGGAAAGCGGAAGCCGAUGACUUGAACGGUCAUGAUGGAUUGACGCGACUGGUAGCUGUGAAAACAAUAAAGGAAGCAGCGUCACAAAAGGAAAAGCAAGAAUUACUGCAUGAAAUUUACAUCAUGCAGAAGAUUGGAACACAUCCGAAUGUGGUUACAUUGUUAGCAUGUUGUACUGAACAAGAGCCUUACCUGCUGAUAAUGGAGUACGUGAUGUGCGGCAAGUUGCUGACAUACCUGCGCGCUCGACGCUCUCGGCCUGACCGCUUCGGAGGCGGCGGUGCGCUAGCCUCGCGCGACCUUACCGUCUUCGCCUACUGCGUAGCUCGCGGCAUGGACUACAUCGCCUCUAAAGGGAUUGUUCACCGGGAUCUAGCUGCUCGUAAUGUACUUGUGGACCAUAACAAGCUGUGCAAGAUCGCGGACUUUGGCAUGUCUCGAUGCGCGGGUGGUGGCGCGAGGACAGCCCGCGGCGCGCUGCCCGUGCGCUGGAUGGCACCUGAGGCUCUGCUCUACAACGUCUACAACCAUCAGACUGAUGUCUGGGCUUUUGGCAUACUUCUCUGGGAGAUCGUCACUUUAGGGUCAACGCCCUACGCAGCAAUGUCUGGGAGAGAAGUGUUAACCGCUGUCACCGAAGGGUACCGGCUGGAGCGGCCGCCGCACUGCAAGCCGCAGCUGUACCGCGCCAUGCACUCCUGCUGGCACGCCGACCCCUCGCAGAGACCCACCUUCGCGUCUCUGAAGGCGCAGUUAGCUGAGCUACUGGAUAAUGAACCUUCUGAAGGCAAUUACGUAGACUUGGACUCUUUCUACCAAGAGUCUUCUGUGUACAGCGAUCCAUCGGCGAUUAUCAAUGAUGAAGACGGUCUUUCCGCAGAGUAUGACAGGGAACGGCGAUGUUUUAGAGAAUUGGUUCCCGGUCCUGCAAAGUUUGACAACAGAGCGUUUAAUCUUCGCGACGAAGAAUUAAGAAAUAAAUUCGGCAUCGGGACACCGAGAAUGGGCGGUUUCGGUAUCCGAGACGCGCCUUUCAACGAAAGAAAUUUUCCAGAUGGGGAAUUCAAUGAGAGGAAAUUUCCAGAAAAGAAUUUCCCUGAAAGAAAUUUCACCGAUCAAAAUUUUAACGAUCCGAAUUUCGCUGAACGCAAAGAUGGGAAAUUAUCUACAUCGAGUUUCCACAGGGAAAGAGAACGAGAGAAUCCAUUGGUCAGUAGGAACAGCUUUAACGGUUUCCCUCGUGUUGGUGGUACAAGGGAGAACCAUUUUCAAUUGAACCCUGAUGGUCGGAAUAAAAGAGUAUCAGAAUUUGAAUGCGACAUAUGAACACAAUAAAACUAUAUUGAGUUUAAAUGCUGUUCUAUAACGAACUUUUAAGUUUCUCCAGGAUUAAGGACAAAAUUUCGGAAGUCGGAUUCAUUAGAAAUUUGAAAAUUAAGUGAAAAUUUUCAUUGGUUAAUAACUUUCUGAUUUCGUGUUUUGAAUAUUUUUAACAGUGAUAAAAAAUUUUGAUUAUUGGUUUGUUAGCUUGAUCAUGACAAUUUACUUAAGCCUUCGAUUGCAAUCGAUUUCUAUAACUUAAGAAUUGUAAAUAAAUUGUUAAUUUAUAACAGUAUUCUUUUGUGUUACAUGUUUAGUAUAUACAAUAAUAAUUGUAAAUAAAUCGUGUAAUUGUGUUCUUUUGUAUGAUAUGGGUGGUAACAAGUGAUAAAUAUUUUUUAAAAGUGUAUUAACAAUUGUACAUAUGCACUUUAUUGCAAUUUACUUCUUAUUCCAUAUAUAAAAAUGUUAUUAAAUCACUAACUUGUUUACGUCUAUUUUAGAUAUAUUUUUUGAUAAUUAAAUAUAUAUAGAUGUUGAAAUGAUAACUGUUGUUCUAAAUCAAAGAUUUAUUAUGUUGGAUUGUCAGAGCGUCCGUACAUCUGAAACUAAACUAUCGUACAACUGUUUAGUCUGACUUUGACGCCUAUGAGUUUAUAUGGAGGUGCACACUACUCCAUUUAUAAUUGUUCAACUAAACAGUUGAAUUGGCUGCGAAACAAUUGACAAUCACAACAGUCGUUCGAUAGAUUAGUCCAAGGUGUGCGGCCGCUCUAAUGGUGCUAAAGAUAUAUGCUAUCCCCAUAUUUUUUACAUCGGGCGAUAUUUUAGCAACGUAUAUUUUUGUUUAUCUUCAAACUGUAUGUCUCAGUUCAACAUUAUUCUCUAGUCUCUAAAAUUGUAAUACUAUUGGAUUUUUACAAAAUCUGAUUAAUUGGGUAAGAUUGAAAGAUUUAUUUUAUUAUAAUUAUAAGGAAUUCGUGAACUUUUA
Molecule: messenger RNA, 5326 nt
Organism: Papilio polytes (common Mormon)
Lineage: Eukaryota; Metazoa; Arthropoda; Insecta; Lepidoptera; Papilionidae
Gene: Tie
Exons: 8
Coding region: 301-4341 (1346 amino acids)
Biological process (GO): multicellular organism development; cell surface receptor protein tyrosine kinase signaling pathway; positive regulation of kinase activity
Cellular component (GO): signaling receptor complex
Molecular function (GO): ATP binding; transmembrane receptor protein tyrosine kinase activity
Source: RefSeq, a predicted model, not a curated record